AUGAACAUUCCUUCUUUAAAUCCAGAUGUUGAUUCAAUGGUACGAGUUUAUGGUAGUCAUGUAAAUGACUUAAAUGAAAAUGAAGUUUGUUAUCGUGGAUUAAUACGUGAACGAGAUUCAGAUGGUAAUGCAAUUGUAUUUAAAAUAGAUUAUGGUGAUGUACAACGUAUACUUGUACUAUUACUUCGACCAUUAGAGGAAUGGAUGUUUGAAGUACAACAUCUUGCAAUUCAUUGUUCAUUAGCUGAUUUAGUUAAACCAAUAAACGGUUGGUCAUCAGAAGUUAUUGGUCAAUUUAGUUCACGAUUAAAUAAACCAUUUCUUUAUGGAAAAUUUAUUAAUUAUAAUAAAUCGACUGACAUGUCAAAUAUUCCAAUGGCAAAAUUAUAUCCUGGUACAGCAUAUGAAAUUCAUCUUCUUUAUUAUAUAAGUCCAAGUCAUUUUUAUUUACAAAAUAAUUGGCAAGAAGCUGGAAAAAAUCUUCCAUCAAUAUCAUCACCAGUGAAAUAUCAAGCAAUUGCUGUACAAGAUAAUAAUGCUAUAUGA
Rotaria sp. Silwood1 is the source of this 546-nucleotide messenger RNA. NCBI's taxonomy places the organism in Eukaryota, Metazoa, Rotifera, Eurotatoria, Philodinida, Philodinidae. The record is from the annotation of a GenBank genome assembly.